This is a messenger RNA of Vespula vulgaris, 6573 nucleotides long. RefSeq names its product cell adhesion molecule 3-like. The transcript is spliced from 5 exons. Lineage: Eukaryota; Metazoa; Arthropoda; Insecta; Hymenoptera; Vespidae. Gene Ontology annotation, biological process: synapse organization. The record is from RefSeq and is a predicted model, not a curated record. The coding region runs from base 1298 to 2209 and encodes 303 amino acids. Gene Ontology annotation, cellular component: neuron projection membrane.
UAAAUCUGCCAGUGAACGAAGACGUGUCGGCGUGUCGGGUUGUGUUUUAUGUGCAUCAACGAUAUCGCGUUCGCGACAAACCAGCAAAGGAAAUAGUUCGAGAGGAUAAAUUCAUCGAACUUUCGAUCAUUUUCAUAAUACAAAUAUUUGAAACCCUUCAGAACGGGAAAUCGAAUCAAUCGAUAAAUGUGAUAACGAUAAACGGUCUCCAUCUUCUCUACCACCCUCUCAGUGGGACCGUAAGGGGCCCAUUCAAUAUUUGUACUUUUAAUCGUGUGUGUUUAGUGAACUUAGUUUCAAUCGUCGAAUGAAUUUUAUCUACUGAUAUAUGUAUACAUAUAUAUCUAUGUAUCCAUCGUUCGCUUGUGUCGGUUAAUCAUAGCUGUGCUUUACUAAUUUCUAUAUAUAUGAACUGUAUACGCGCAUAGAAAUAGAGAAAAAGAGAGAUAGAGAGAGUAUAUCGAGAAUAUAUCAAUGCUGUGUGAUCUGUGCGGGUCGUGCUAUCUCGAUAACUUUUGACAUAGUUUGACUAGUGACCUUCGAGGAUAAGAUUCUAUUUCGUAGAUUGGAUUCAGUGAAUCGAAACUAAAUUCAACUUGGGAAUGAAGAUCAAAGAGAAAGAUCGUACAUUCUUGGUGCGUCAUUGAAAUCAUUCGUUCAGUACUUUCGAAUGGUGUUAAACGUACCGGAAAUAAAGGAAAAGUAGAAAGGAUUGUGUGAUCGUAAAGUGAACAGACAAGUUUGAAGAAUAAAACUAGUGACUUGAGUGACUUUAAGUUGAACGAUUGAUCGCGAAGAGAGAAGUCAUUUUUUGGUAUUGAACUGUCGAAACUUUUCUAAUAACGCGACUUUUUGAAAAAGUACACGUUAUUUACAAGAAAGUAUAAUAUAGGACAUUAGAAGGAUCGUUCUUAGAAAGUUGUAACACAUCGGGAGAACUGUGUGCGCUGUUGUUCAAUCGCGUAUAUAUUCGAGAAGCCCCCACAUUUUGGGUGUGGAUUUGGUUACUCCGGUGUCGCGAGAUUUUCAAAGAUCAAGAAAAUUUCCUUUCUCUUUGAGGGUGAAACGUCGAAUCGAAAGUUUUGUCAAAAUAGUUUGAAAGCUUGAAUCGUUCGAUUGAUUUGAUUGAUUUAUUUGUUUCUUUCUUUUUAAUCUUCUCGUGUUACAUGCUCGCGUAAAAAUAGUAUCCAUGGUUAGAAAUAUGAACUUGAAAUAAUGGGAGAACACACGAAGAGAAUAAUGUAAAUCGUUUUAAUAUACAACACAAGUGCUUUUGGAAUACAACGUUUCAACACAAAUGCUUUUGGAAAUGGCUCUAAGGUGGCAAGCCAGGCUCUCCAUCGCUGCCAUACUCUUCAUGUGCACCGAAGAUACGUUGAGCUUGGGUGACCGCAUCUUGGAUCACAUGGAUAGAAGAACGAGUCAGGGUAAUAGGCCACGUCAACAAAUAUUGGAUAAUUCCUCAGAUAUGAAACCGGAUCCAAGUUUUGACUAUUCGCAAAAUACAAACGUGACUGCGUUGAUCGGGAAAACGGCCUAUCUCGUUUGCCGAGUACGUCAUCUCGAAGAUAGAACGGUAUCCUGGGUGAGACACAGAGACAUACAUAUUCUGACGGCCGGAACAUACACGUAUACGAGCGAUCAACGAUUUCAAGCGCUACAUCAAAAGCUACCACCAGGUACAUAUAGCGAAUGGUCGGAAUGGACACUUUGCAUAAAAUGGGUGCAGGAGAGAGAUCAAGGAGUCUACGAGUGUCAGAUAUCUACCAUCCCUGUUAAAGCUCAACAGUUUCAAUUGAACGUCGUUGUACCUACAGCAACGAUACUAGGUGGGCCAGAAAUGUACGUCGGUGCAGGAAGUACGAUAAACCUGACGUGCAUCAUACACUUCAGCUCUGAGCCACCGGCCUACAUCUUUUGGUACUACAAUAACAACGUCCUCAGCUACGACAGUAUCAGGGGCGGUAUUUCAGUGAUAACCGAAAAGGGUGGCGACAUCACAACCUCCUGGCUUCUCAUCCAAGCUGCACAACCCUCGGACUCAGGGGAAUACAGCUGCAAACCAAGCAAUGCCAAUACGGCCAACAUUAAGGUUCACGUGCUCCAUGGCGAACGACCAGAGGCAAUGCAAACCGGAACAGCGGGACCCACUUUAUCUUCGAGUUGUCUUUUGGUGUCUUUCAUCACUUUGUACAUAUCCUCGAUUUAAACGAACUUAAGUAAUCUUAACAAAUGUCGCUGCAAAUGUCGUCGUUUUUUUAGAUCGAGUUACGAAUCCAUCGAGGUACGUUCUCCUUUUGAAAAAUAAUUCUCGAUCGACUAAAAUCGAAUAAAUCGUUUCUUAUGAAUUAAGAGAGAAAAAAGAAAAUAGAACGACAUUUUCGCGUCCUUAUUUAGAAAUCCUUAGACAAUCGGUCGAAACCGUACACGAUUGAUCGAUCGAUCGAUCGCUCGGAAAGAGUAUAAGAGUGGAUCCUAAUAAGAAAAUAUUAGAAAAUCGUGACCGUGAAAUUUUGUCGUGUCGCGAACAGUUAAGUUUGGAGGAAAUGGUUCGAUAAUCCGGAUAAUCCUCACGAAGAAAGUAACCGAUUGCGAGAGGAAACGUUUAAGCGUUGAGAGACGAUCGUCUUAAAGUUUUUUUUUCCCUUCUUUUCUUUUUUUCUUUUUCCCUUUUUUCCUCUUUCUUUCUCCGUUUUUCUCUGUCUUUCUUUACGACCGAUCGAAGUCUCUUAGAAAUGCGUACAGCGAAUUGUGACGAUGCAAACGCAAACUCGAAUACGAUCAAACGAUAAAAAAAUUCCGUCAUUUACGAGCGCUUAAUUAAUUUAUCGGAUCCUUCGAAUUUUCGAGGGAGGGAGGGCGGAAAGAAGAAAGGAAGAAAGAAAAAAAGGAAAAGAAAAACGGAGGAAAAAGGAAAAAACGAUUUCUUCGGGAUCAUUUGAAGUUUCGUCGGGCGAACAAUAAUAAUACUUAACUUUUCUCGUAGGUGUUAAUUAACUCGUCGGUGUCGAAAUAGCUAUGAAAAUGUGUGUAUAAGCAAAAUCCAUUGUGUAUCGUUGACACGAAAACGCGAAAAUAAAUCGGCGUGUAUCUAGGGUCAACGAAGAGAGAGAUCCAAUUAUAAAACUGUGCGCGUUCUGUAUGUGUGUGUGUACUUACGUGCGUGUACGUGUGCGUAUAGAUAAACCUGUAUGCAUGUGUGCAUGCGUGUGUAUGUAGGUAGAUAUAUCAAAACGAUCCGUUUGCGUUGAACCACGUUUCUCCCUUCGGCAAAACUCUACAGAAGAUAAUUAUUAUUAAUUAACGAAUCCUGUAAUUUGGCAACGUUAAUUAACGGCACACGCUGGAUUAAAUUCCAUGAUUUACCAGGCACGAAAUUGAAAAAGAAAGAGAAAACUGGACAAUCGUUUUUCAAUUCAAUUGUUAUGUGCCUCUCCCUACGACAACGAAUCAACGUUCGAAUGAUCGUUUUGUAGAAUUUACGUGAAUUUGCCAUUCCGCGCGACGAGUUAACGCGUGACACGAAGCUUAAUGAACGAUAUGAACGCGUCAAAGCGAGAACCGCGUAAACGGAUACGUUUGUGUGUCGAUUAACGGAUAUAAAAGUGCUCCAAAGCGCGCGCGCACGCAAGAGAGAGAGAGAGAGGAAAAAGGGAGGGAAAAGGGGAGAACUUUUUAAAUUAUUUGAAGAAAGAACACUUAUUCGAACGAAACGAAAGGAAUAAAGAAUAAAAUGGGAUAAUGCUAUGAAACAGAAAAUUGUAUUACGUGAGACAAAUAAACAAUGAAAGAUAUAAUAAAAAAUGUCGAAAAGAAAUGAAAAAAAAAGGAAAAAAAAACAGAGAAAAGAAAAAAACGCAAGGAUGUCGUAUAUAUUCGUCUUUUUCUUCCCUUUUUACUUGCGUGCUGAGUAACGAUAAAGCGAAUGAAGGAAAUAAGAAAUUCGAAAAAAGUAUUAAAAUAUACAUCCGUCUACUUACUCUUUUAAUCUGUCUCUCUAUCUCUCUUUCUCUCUUUCUCUUUUUCUUUCAUUCUCUUUCUCUCUCUUUCUAUCUCUCUUUCUCUUCCUUUCCCUUUCUAUCUCUUUCUCAUCAAUUUCUCAAGAAAAUACUCAAGUCCAUUAUAAAUCCCAUAAUAAAUCACGUCGAUGUUAGUUCAAAGCAUCGUCCUUAUUAAUCAUUUAACCGGAUAAAAUGAUAAAAAAAAAAAAGAAAAAAAAAGAAAAAAAAAAAGAAAAAAAGAAAAAAAAGAAAAAAAAAGGAAAAAAAAAGAAAAAAGAAAAAAAAAAGAAAAAAAAAGAAAUAAAAAAUCAUAUUUCAAUCCUAGUCGAUUUUAAGGAAUCGUUAGUUAAUCAUACAAAAAUCAUGAUAAUAUGUACUUGUAUUAGAUUUUGAUCGAUCAUCGAUUAAUCAUUGUGCGAUGUUAAUUACAGGGUAAAGAUUAAUAAUAAUACGUUAAAUCGAGUAGAAAAUUUCGUUGCGUCGAUCAUCACGGUCGGUCGUCUACUAAUGUAAAUUUUAGUCGUCGGGUCGUAGAACGGCGUACAUAAAUACAUGCAUAUAUCUGUUUCACGAGUAUGCACGUUACUGGGCAAAGAGCUAAAUAACGAUAGGUGGACGUUAACGUUGACUCGUCGACGCGGUCGAAACAGCUUUCAUUCAUCGAUGUAAACACGCUCGUUCGUCGACAAAUGUAAACGACGUUUCUAUGUAUAUUUACGUGUACGUGUACGUGUGCAUGUUCGUGUUCGUGUUCGUGUUCAAAUCGAGCUUAAUAUUCCUAAUCGACCGUGAGAUGAACUUAACAAAAGAUUUUGUCCUGUGAAUUUGAAGAUUUGUCUUUUAAUAAGCGUCUUCUUGCUCCGUAAACCAUGAAAUAAAAUAAGAAAGAGAAAGGAAUGGUCGAAAUAUUUCCCAAUGAGAAAAAGAAAGAGAGAGAGAGAGAGAGAGAGAGAGAAAAGUUAAAACCUAUACAUGCUCGAUCGUAAAAUGUAAAGAGAGCCUCGAGGGCCACGAAAACUCGGAAGAAUAAUUGCGGUGGUUUCCGGAACGAAAAAAGAAAGAGAAAGAGGGGGAGAGAGAGAGGGAGGAAGGGAGAGAGAGAGAGAGAGUGAGAGAGAAAGAGAGCAAAGUUUCAAGAUAUUUUUCUGCUCUUUCAACGGAAACUAGGUGUAAGAGAUAAGACUUCUCCUGCCAUUUACCAACAUCCCAGAUCCAACUUCUAACGCGUGCCAUUGCUGCUACCCUUGACGUCUUUCCUUCUUCUUCUUCUUCUUCUUCUUCGUCUUCUUGGUCUUCUUUGUCUUCUUUGUCUUGCCAGAAACAACGACAUACUUCCGACUUCCUCUCCAAAAACGAAGACUACUAAUAUAUCGUGACUACUUUCGAGAUUGACGAUACUUUCACCCGUAAAUUUUCAACGAUCUUCUAUUUUUUUUCUUCUAUUUUGUUUUUUUGUUGUUAUUUUGCUCUAUAGACAGGGGGUAUGCAGUUGCUUUUGUUUUCUAAUGAAACUCGCAAACAAUCGAUGUGUAAAAAUGGAUGGCACAGAUGUAAAAAAUAAAAAGAGAAAAAAAAAAUACAUAAAAGCAAAGAAAAGAAAAAAAGAAACGACGAAAAAAAAUCACAAUUUCAAGUCACACUUACGCUCGAGAUCUCCAACAAAAUUCACGUUCCUUUUCUUUUGCUCUCGUUAUUUCGUAUUUUUUUUUCUUUUUUUUUUUUUUUUUUUUUUUUUUCAUUCAUUCAUCUUUCUUCCAAUUUAUUUCGCUUUAUCUUUCUCUUCCGUAACUUUUAUGCCAAAGAAACCUCGAACGCAAUCAUUACGCGGUUUCGCAUAGUAUAGCCAUUUUUUCUACGGGCACUUGUUAAUUUCUCUUUGAGAUACGAACAAGGAAGGUCCAAGUGCCACGACCAAAAUUAUUUCUUAGGGAAUGUUCUCUGGGCGGGGGUGGAAGGAAGGGAGAGGGGGUAAAGAAAAAAAAAAAAGAAAAAAAAAAGCUAAUACAGUCUUUUUCUUCUUUUUCUGUUUCUCUUUUUCUUCUUCUUUUUUCUUUUUCUCCCCUUCUUCCUUUCUUUCUUUCUUCUCUUUUUUUUCUUUCUUUUUUGUUUCCUUCUUUUCAUACUUUCCUCUCCCUCUUACUUACUCGUACUCUCUCACUCUUUUUUUUUCUUUUCUCGUCUCGAAUCGGCGCAUUCCGGGCUCCACGGCUACGACUAUAGCACUAUCAUUGUAUAGAAGCUACGAAUGCUCGUGUGCGUUACAAUCGUCGAAACGAGAAAAGGGCGAAUGCAGGAAUACAGCGAGAACGAGAAGAGGUGACUGCGAAGAAACGAUGAAGUGGAACUCGACGAUGUUAAAUGCGAGUUGUAAGGAAUUAAACGACGAUGCUAAAUGCGAAUUGUAAGGAAGAAAAGUAAAAAAAAAAGGAAAGGAAAGAAGAGGAUAAAUAAAAGGAAAACAAAGCUAGGAAAGAGUUAAAAGAAAAUAAAUAAAUGGAGAGAGGGAGAGAGAGAGAGAGAGAGAGAGAGAGAGAGAGAGAGAGAGAGAGAGAGAGAGAGAGAGAGAGAGAGA